Didymodactylos carnosus is the source of this 708-nucleotide messenger RNA. NCBI's taxonomy places the organism in Eukaryota, Metazoa, Rotifera, Eurotatoria, Philodinida, Philodinidae. The record is from the annotation of a GenBank genome assembly.
AUGCCAAAAUUAUUAUACUAUUAUGAUUUGAUGUCUCAACCAUGUCGUGCAUUAUACAUAUUUCUGAAAAUGACUAAAAUUCCAUUUGAUGCUAAAGAAAUAGCAAUACGAAAAGGUGAACAUUUAACGAGUGAAUAUGAAAAAUUGAAUCCAAUGAAAAAAGUACCAGUAAUUGAUGACAAUGGUUUUGUUUUAACAGAAAGUGUGGCUAUUUUUCAAUAUUUGUGUGAUAAAUAUAAAAAUGAGGCGUCAUCAUGGUAUCCUCCUGAACUUGAAAAACGAGCUCGAGUCAAUGAAUAUUCAAAUUGGCAACAUUUGAAUUUAAGAGCAAAUGGUUCAAUGUUAUUUAGAAAAAAAAUUAUUAAUCCAAAAUUGACGAAUACACCACCAAAUGAAAAAGAAUUGAAUACAUGGUAUGAGAAAUGGCAAGAAUCAACUAAAUAUCUUGAAAAGGUUUUUCUAAGAACAAAUUAUUUAGCUGGUGAUCAAAUGACAUUUGCUGAUUUGCUAGGUGCUUGUGAAUUGAUGCAACCGAUAGGUGCUGGUUUUGAUAUAGACAAGGCAAAUUAUCCUAAAGUAGUGGCUUGGUUCGAACGUGUUAAAUCAGAAACACAGCCGUUCUUCGAUGAAGCUCACAAGUUGAAUUAUCGUAUGCGUGAAAGAGUUUUGGAAGAACAAUCCAAUGUCAAACAAAGGUCAAAAAUUUAA